Eucalyptus grandis is the source of this 2484-nucleotide messenger RNA. RefSeq lists its product as uncharacterized. The transcript has 12 exons. NCBI's taxonomy places the organism in Eukaryota, Viridiplantae, Streptophyta, Magnoliopsida, Myrtales, Myrtaceae. The coding region runs from base 412 to 2286 and encodes 624 amino acids. The record is from RefSeq and is a predicted model, not a curated record.
AGGAAGAGGGCCUCCUCCAUUGCAAAAGUCAGGCAGAGAGUCAUACACAUUACUUCCAUAUAUCAUCACAAGUCUCCCCUUAACGCAACAAGGCUCCGUGGUCAAAAGGAGAAAGUUGGUAUCUUUUCUUUUUGCUUAGCAGGAUUUGCGGGUUUUUCAUGUACAUGAACAGUCAGAGGCUCCCAGCUCUGUUUAAGUUCUGACUCUCCGUGGCUUGUCCUCUGGUGAAUAAGAACUGUGCAAUGAUCGCUCUGCGGGUGUUCAACCUUGGAGCUCUCUGUAUGUUGUUUUGCUCUAACGCAAGAAGACGAGUGAGAGCCUUUGGAGCCUAAUCCGCGUUUCGCGGAAGCCCAUUUAUUAGUUCUUGGAUUCGCGCGUCUGGGGCUCUUUUCCUUCUGUUGGAGACGCGAAAUGGGGUUUGAGAAAAUUGGAGAGAUUAAGUUCUUGGGACUCACGGCGUCUUCGAGGCACAAGCGGUCCAAGAGCUUUCCAGACAAGAACAGAGCUCCAGAAGACGGUUCUGAUGUUUCACCUAAAGUUUCACAAGGCAUGAAGCAGGGCUUAGUUCAUGUUGAACCCUCCUUAAAGACCAACAAGAAACCGUCCUCGAAUUCUGAGACCCACGAUUCUUUGAAGCAAGAGAUUUUGCAACUUGAGAAAAGAUUACAAGACCAGUUCCAGGUGCGUCAUGUUUUAGAAAAAGCGCUGGGUUAUCAGACUUCCUCCCAUGACAAUGCAAGUGACGUUUCAAUGCCCAAGCCAGCAACAGAGUUGAUCAAGGAAAUCGCGACACUGGAGUUGGAAGUAGCACAUUUGGAGCAGUAUCUUCUCUCGCUGUACCGGAAGGCUUUUGAUCAACAGGUUUCUUCUGUAUCUCCGUCCACAAAAGAUGCAUCUUCCAAGGACAAGAGGUUGAGGACUCCAAAAGAUAUCCCGAGGGCAAGGCUUUUUGAAACUCCUCCAUCUGCUAAUGCAAAACGAAGGGAGGACUCUGCAGUUCCUUCAAGUGUUCAGCCACUUGAAAUCCCAUUGAAAGAUGCUCAUGGUCUCAGCGAAGAAGAGAAACUGUUGCAUUCUGGUGUCCAUCGUUGCCAUUCUGCACUGUCUCACCGUUCAGCCUUGGAAGUAAGGAUUUCUCCUCGAGAGGAGUCUCUGGGUAAAGCCGUGCGUGCUUGUCACUCCCAACCAUUGUCAAUGAUAGAGUUUGCUCGAAAGGCAGGAACAAGUGUAGUUAGUCUGGCUGAGUACCUCGGCACGACCGUUUCUGAUCAUGUGCCUGAGUCGGCCAGUAGGCUCUCCGAGGAUAUGAUCAAGUGCAUGUCAUCCAUAUACUGCAAACUGGCAGAUCCUCCUCUGGCAAAUCAGGGCCUUUCUUCUCCGAACUCGUCACUGUCAUCUGCAAGCGCAUUCUCCCCUCAAGAUCAAUCAGACAUGUGGAGCCCUGGGUUAAGGAACAAUUCGUCCUUCGACGUACGCUUAGAUAAUCCUUUCCACGUGGAGGGACUCAAAGAGUUCAGUGGACCGUAUAGCACGAUGGUUGAAGUGCCCUGGAUACAUAGAGACAGUCAGAAAUUGGGUGACAUCGAACCUUUGCUACAAAAUUACAGGUCACUGAUCUGCCGUUUAGAAGAAGUAGAUCCGAGGAAGCUGAGGCAUGAGGAAAAAGUAGCGUUCUGGAUCAACAUCCACAAUGCAUUGGUGAUGCAUGCGUUUUUGGCUUACGGGAUUCCACAGAACAAUGUAAAGAGAGUAUUCCAGCUACUGAAGGCUGCAUACAAUGUCGGAGGCCACACGAUUAGUGCAGACACGAUCCAGAGUACCAUCCUCGGAUGCCGGAUGUCUCGUCCAGGACAGUGGCUUCGGUUAUUACUUAGUCCAAAGAAAAAGUUCAAGACCAGGGACGAAAGACAAGCUUAUGGUAUAAAGCAUUCAGAGCCGCUUCUGCACUUUGCACUCUGCUUUGGGAGCCACUCCGAUCCUGCGGUUCGCAUAUAUACCCCAAAAGGAUUAUCUCAAGAGCUGGAAACUGCAAAGGACGAGUAUGUUCGAGCUACUUUUGGUGUACGCAAGGACAAGAAGAUCUUGUUACCAAAGACUGUGGAGUCUUUUGCAAAAGAUUCGGGGCUGUGUGCUGCAUACAUUAUUGAGAUGGUUCAGAAAUGCCUGCCCGAUUCUUUGAGGAAGAGCCUGAAGAAGUGUCCAGUGGGAAAAUCGAGCAAGUCCAUCGAAUGGAUUCCUUACAACUUCAGCUUCCGCUAUCUCAUUGCAAAAGAGCUGGCAAAGUGAUCAUGCCUUUGUAGAUUUUACGGUUCCCUCUGUACAUAAAUAGAAUCGAGUGGACAACCGACAUUUAUUCACAUGUGAUGUAAGUUACCUUGUGCCAUUCAGAUAGAUGUGAGUCGCUGUCCACUCAUUUUUGUAAUGCUGCGAACAGAUUGAUUUCAAUUGUUCCACCUGUAAAUAUAUUUGUUUAGCUAGCCAUCA